Molecule: messenger RNA, 13560 nt
Organism: Phlebotomus papatasi
Lineage: Eukaryota; Metazoa; Arthropoda; Insecta; Diptera; Psychodidae
Gene: Calx
Product: sodium/calcium exchanger 1
Exons: 8
Coding region: 2407-5085 (892 amino acids)
Biological process (GO): cell communication; sodium ion transmembrane transport; calcium ion import across plasma membrane
Cellular component (GO): sarcolemma; axon; postsynapse
Molecular function (GO): calcium:sodium antiporter activity
Source: RefSeq, a predicted model, not a curated record
AGUCGACUCGACAACGAGAACGCAUCGCGACGUCUAUUUGCUUCACGCGGCAAAAGAAAGAUUUCUCUCCACAAUCUUUAUUUUUUUUUCUUCUUGUGCGUACCAUCCAGAAGGUGCACCCAAAUCGCCAAUCUUCGCCCCUGUUGUCUGGGAAGUUGGUGAUCUGGAGUGCUGAGGGUAUACCUUGGCGCGUGUUGUUUGGGUCUCCGUGGUGGUGGAGGCACUAGCGACGCCACAAUUCUGCGUGCCGUGACUUGUGGUCGGGCUAACGAGAGAGAGUUACUCAUCAGUCAGUCGAGAGAGUCACUUCAACUCGAUCGCGACGGUGUGUUCGUGCGGUGUGUUGUUCGGUUAUAUUCUUAGCCUGAGGCACCUAAUCUUCUGGUCCUGUGCACCCUUUUUUCUCCUCCAAAAAAAUAAACUCGCAAACGCGCCCCGAACAGUUGCCUUCCAGUCGUGUGAGAGUCGUGUCGUGUCCUUAAAAAAAUCUCUCAAGUGACUCAGUGAAGAUCAAGUGAUUUUUUGAAGAGGAUUGUGCAAAAGGUUUUCUUCACAUAUUGGGGAAUUUUCCCAAAAAGUAGGGGGCCUAAUUUAAAAAUAGGCAAUAGGUGUACACCAGACUCCCGGAAACACGAAAACAGUGAAAGAUCCCUCAACGAAUACCGUUAGUACGGGGCAGAACGUUAACACGUGGUGGAUUUGGUGAAUCAUCGGGGUCUGGAGUCUCGGUGCGAUCUAACGUCCCCAGUGUGGAUUGUGUGCGGGAAAAAGGGGGAUUCUGGCCCAAGGUGGUGGAGUGUGAGGUGACUGGUGAGGAGAGUGUUCACACUGAAGAAUCUGUGUGCGUGAACGUGUGACGGGUCGAAGCGAAAUGGGGCUAAAAAUAGCCACCGAGCAAGACGGUUGUGGCAAAACGGGCCGAUAAUAGUUUUGGUGAAUGGGGAAUAGAGAAUCAAGUGAAGGAUUGUGUGACUCGAUCGGGAUUCUCAAUUCGGCGUGCCAUCCGCAUUUGCUGACAUAGUGUGCGCAGAGGAAUAUCGCUGUGACCGAUUAGAGCCGGUCUGAUAAGAAAUUUCUUGCCAAAGUGGGCUGGAGCUUACAUACCAAAUCCCCACAACCACAAUGCCCAGUCGAUGAUGCACUGGCAACGGUGAUCAAAGGAAAAUAUAUUUUCUAACCAUUACCAAAGUGUUGACAGCUUAUUCUUUUCGGGGUUUCUUUUUUUUCUUAGUGCGAAUGCACGAAUGAGACGGGGCGUGAGUGAAUGUGAUCGAUGAUCGUGAUCAGCUGUUGUCAUUUGUCUUCACGCUGAAGACCGUACACUCGCGAAACUGGGAUUAUUUUUGGUGGACAAGGUGAAAAUAGCUUCAAAUUUAUUUAUAGUUUCAAACAUUACAUGAGAUAACACACAUACUCGUCCCCCUCUUCACAAAAACAUUCAAUAUAUGAGCCUCAAGAGGAAGGAAACAACCCGACAGUGACUCUUCAGCAUAGAAAAUUAAUAAGGUCGCUGAAUGAUUGAAGUGUGUCAAAGUGGAUUGUGGCUGUGAAUGUGCAUUGGCCAUACCAUAGUGUUUUUUUCUUCUUCUUCUCUAUAUAUAUCGAAAAAGUGCAAUUUUUCCAAACACGGUGCACUUGAUUGGAAAUCUUAUUGAAGAGAGAGUGCGUGCGUCCAGUGUUGAAUUUCCAAAUAACGCAUUAACUCAAUAGGACCAUCGAUUUCGCGCGUGCCAGAGCGCAAGACAGCCAGCUAAUUUACAGUUUGUGCAAAAAUUCUCGUGUAGUGUUUUUGCGAUCGGAGGGAACGCAUCAGUUGCAGAAGCACCGUGGGAUCGUGGUGAUCUAUUUUUGUGUGUUGGUGCAACCUAAAUAUGGAACUUUUGGCCCAGCUUCCUGGGCCCAAAAUUGCCAUCAUCAGUUGUUAUCACUGAGAUCAUUGGCAUCUUCCUGUUGUGAACAAUUUACCAUCCAAAUUGCAAAGCUCCAGGCAGCAUCCGUUCCCAAUUGAUCACCAAAACCAAUCAAUCGACCAGUGAUCAGUUGGAUCGUGGGCAGACCAACAUAAACUCUGUGUAUAGGCACUAAAUUAAUCGCGAUCGCGACCUUUUCUCAAUCACUUUCAAUCAUCUACUGUCGUCACAACAAUAUAUUGAAGUGAAGACGAUCGUUGAUCUGAAAAUAGAAUACCCGUUGUGAUUGUUUGUUCACAAGAGAAUCACUUUCACAUUCUCCUGCCCCCAUACAGUGAUCAUUUUGACAGACCGGUGGUGGGUGAUUAUAUGUGAAGAAAAAAAAAGUGUGCCGAUCACUCGAAAGGGAAUUCGUGAUAGACAGGCUUUUGGUGACAAGAACCUCCCAAGAACGCUUUAAUAUUGUUCGAACAAGGAUUAGGUGGAGUUGACAAAAAUGAAGAUCGUGACAGUAUUUAUCUGUUCGCUGGCAUUGGCGAUUUGUGCGAUCGCACCCGCAGCUGCCAGUGAAGAUGCAAAUUCCACCAUCAAUGACAGUGAGGAGGGAAAAUGCGUAGAUGGAUUGGUGAUACCAGUGUGGCAACCAACAACAAAUCUAACAUUUGGUGAUCGCUUUGCACGCGGUCUUGUGUAUUUUCUAGCCCUCAUCUAUCUCUUUAUUGGCGUGUCCAUUGUAUCUGAUCGAUUUAUGGCCGCUAUUGAGGUUAUAACGUCCAAGGAAAAGGAAGUGAAGAUCCGCAAACCCGACGGUGAAACACAAAUUGUUGUGGUGCGCGUGUGGAAUGAAACUGUAGCGAAUUUGACACUGAUGGCACUUGGAUCGAGUGCACCUGAGAUCCUCCUCUCGAUCAUAGAGAUUAUUGCGAAGAAUUUCAAUGCCGGUGAUCUCGGACCCGGCACCAUUGUCGGUUCGGCCGCGUACAAUCUCUUCGUGAUCAUCGCUAUAUGUGUUAUGGUGAUCCCCAAUGGUGAGGUGCGCAAGAUCAAGCACUUGCGUGUCUUCUUCGUGACGGCCACGUGGUCGGUGUUUGCGUACAUCUGGCUCUACCUGAUCCUGGCCCAAUUCACACCGGGCCGCGUGGAUGUGUGGGAGGGGUUCCUCACCUUCCUCUUCUUCCCCGCCACCGUACUCACGGCCUAUAUUGCUGACAAGCGUCUCCUGAUCUAUAAGUACAUUGGGAAGCAGUAUCGCAUGAAUAAGCGCGGUGUGAUAGUCCAGGUUGAGGGUGAUGCAGGGCUAGAGAUGAACAAUCGCGAUGAUGGUAUUAAGGUGCUGGAAGAGAAUGGCGAUGUUAGUCAGGAAAUUAAUGAUUUUGAGGAAGCGCGUCGUGAGUACAUAUCAACCCUCAAGGAUCUGAGGAAGAAGUACCCACAGAAUGAUCUUGAAAAUCUUGAGAUAAUGGCGCAGGAGCAAUUGAUGAAUCGCGGACCAAAGUCUCGGGCAUUCUAUCGUAUUCAAGCUACCCGAAAAAUGAUGGGUAGCGGUAAUAUUAUGCGGAAGAUCUCCGAACGUGCACAGAGCGACCUCAGCGAGGUUAAGGCCGAACUGCAGCGCGUGGAUGUGGACGAAGUGGAUGAUGAUACGGUAUGCAAGGUAUACUUCGAACCAGGCCACUACACCGUCAUGGAAAACUGCGGCGAGUUUGAGGUGCGUGUCGUGCGUCGCGGAGAUCUUUCGUGUCACAUUACUGUCGAUUUCGAGACAGAGGAUGGGUCCGCCGAAGCGGGUAGUGACUAUGUGGGCAAGAAGGGUACUCUUACCUUUGCCCCUGGUGUCGAUGAACAACGCUUCUCCAUUGAAGUUAUCGAUGAUGAGGUGUUCGAACAGGAUGAACACUUCUAUGUGCGCCUAAGUAAUGUCUCCGAACCGGCCAUUCUCUCAACACCCAAAGUCGCUACUGUCAUGAUCCUCGAUGACGAUCAUGGUGGCAUUUUCGCAUUCAGCUCCAAAGAUCACGAGGUAGUGGAGUCGGUCGGUACAUAUGAACUCAAAGUUCAGCGUUUUUCGGGUGCGCGCGGAAAAGUGAUUAUACCCUACUGGGCGGAAGAUGGUACCGCCAAGGCUGGAAAGGACUACGAACCUCUUCAAGGAGAAUUGGAGUUUGAAAACAACGAAAUUGAAAAAAUGAUUCCUCUUGUGAUCCUGGAGGAGGGUAGCUACGAAAAGGAUGUGCUAUUGUAUGUAAAUUUGGGGGAGCCUCAGAUGGUCGGAGAUGAAUUAGCGUCAAUGGUUCAGGAGGCAGAAGCUAAAGCACCUGAGGAUCUCACAGAAGAGGAUAAAAUGGCCCUGCUGGGACGACCAAAAGCCGGCGACGUCGUCCGUGCGCAGAUUCGGAUAAAGGAGAGCAAGGAGUUCAAAAAUACUGUCGAUAAACUGGUUCAGAGAGCAAAUGCAUCCCUCCUCAUCGGCACGUCAUCGUGGAAGGAGCAAUUCUCGGAGGCGCUAACUGUCAGUGCAGGUGAUGACGGCGGCUCAGAUGAGGGUGACGGUGAGGAGCCAACUCCAAGCUGUGCUGACUACAUAAUGCAUUUCUUGACACUAUUCUGGAAGAUUAUAUUUGCCUUUAUUCCACCUACAGAUAUGUCUGGCGGCUAUUUGUGCUUCGUCAUAUCAAUCUUCUGCAUUGGGGUUGUAACAGCAAUCAUUGGCGACGUGGCAUCCCACUUUGGUUGCACCCUGGGCAUUCGAGACUCCGUGACAGCCAUCGUAUUUGUCGCCCUUGGCACAAGUAUACCAGACACCUUUGCCAGCAAAGUGGCUGCCAUUCAGGACAAGUAUGCAGACGCCAGUGUCGGAAAUGUUACCGGCAGCAAUGCAGUGAAUGUCUUCUUGGGCAUCGGAGUGGCUUGGACAAUAGCGGCUGUGUAUCAUGCCGCCAAAGGUCGACACUUUGAGGUUGAGCCAGGAAACCUGGCCUUUUCGGUGACACUUUUCUGUACUGAAGCCCUGAUUGCCAUUUUUGUGCUCGUGAUGCGUCGCAGCAAAUCAAUUGGUGGUGAACUGGGCGGACCCGUGACAGCCAAAUAUAUCACGGCCACAAUCUUCGUUGGACUUUGGCUGUUCUACCUGGUGAUGAGCAGUUUAGAGGCCUAUGGAGUCAUAAAGGGCUUCUAAAUUUAGUUACACAAAACAAAAAAUCACCAAUUAGAAUUUUUUUUUAAUUAAAAUCCCAGAUUAAUUUUUCUUUUGUAAAAUGCCACAUCCCCAAAUAAUUAAAGAUUUUCCAUCGAUUGCAACGAAAUUUGCUAAUUUCUUUUCUCACUUACCCAUUUGAGAAUGAACUGUUGUUCCAAAAAUGAAAUAGAUAGAUUGUUUACAAGAGCAAUAUGUAAAAAAAAAGAAAUGAAAUAAAUCUAAAUAUUAGGUUAGCCUAUAGGUAAAUGAGAGGAAAACUAGAGGCAGGAAACAUACUUAAGAAAAAAAAGGGAAUACGAAUGAAUUGAAAUAGUCAAUUUUGUACGAAAAUACAAAUAGAUGAUGAAUUAAGAAGUAGAAAUUGCGACAGAGAUUAAGAUUCACUUCCUAGCUUUUUCUCUCUUUUCGUGGAAUUUUUUUUUCUUUUUGGAAGCACUUUUACUGUACAGAUAAUUAAUUUUUAUUUCAACGAUAGGAGUUUCUUUUUCUAUUUAUAAAAUGUCCCCUACCAAAUAAAAAAAAAACUACGAAAUUUCUUAUAGUGUUCUGAUAGUGGUGGAGAAAUUUAUAUGCAAUGAAACAGUAUAUGGGAAUAUUUAUAAUGUAAGUAAAUAUCAUUGUUGAAUAGAUGGAGAGAACCAAAGCAAAAUAAAUGGGAAACGUUUUGUACAUUUCUUAUUUUUUAGUAAAACAUUAUUACAUAGAGAUGGUUUUUUUGUACAUAACAUUUGUACAUAUUGCUACUACAUGUAGGAAAGUGUUGUAGGAAAAAAAAUUGAUUAUAACCAUCUUAUCUUUUUUUUCUUUUCAACUCAGUGGGAAGACGGUUAUGUCUUCAAAUUGAAUUAACGGUUUGAUCCAAUUUGCAAAAGCCCGUGAAAUGAAUAAAAUGAGUGUUUGGGAACGAGAAGAGAUAAAGUAAAUUGCACGAUAGACGCAGGACUAUUAAUAAUAUUUCUGCGGGGUUUAUUUGAGAAACAAGAAGGGGAAAAUUAUGUAAACAAGUUGUCGGGAGCAAUUUUGAUGCAAGAAAGCGAACAUUCAACUCCUGCAACAAAUUUAUUUUUGGGGAAAAAUUAGUCUGCGACUGAGGGAGUGUGUUCUAUUGGUGUGCAUUGAAAUUCUUAUCAGUGAACUUCACGCUGAAUUUCAUUCGCAAAUUAUUGAACCAUCAAUUGUUUUUUUUUAUCACUGUUGUAGCAAAAGAUUCAAUGCAAAAAAAUUACAAUUCGUCGUCUACUCGUAAGAAAUUUGUAACCCUCGGAUAUAAUUUUUUAUUUUCUAAAAUUAAACCCGAAAUUUUACUUCCUCCAACUACAAUAAUGUGUAAUAUAAAAUUAAAUUUUAGAUAGUGUUUUUAAUACAAUGUAUCGACCAUGGAUUAGCGGCGAUUUACACAAGUUAUAAUUUUUUUUCACAUGUUAGAUUGUAACACCAAUUAUCUUGUAUCACAUUACAUAAUUGAGAGUAUUAUUGUUAAAAUGCUGCCAUCAUCAUUAGCAAUAUGAUGAGUAUUAGCGUUAAUCACAUCAAUUCAUCAACGUAUCAACCCCAUCUACAAUUCUUUUGACCUUCUUUUUCAUUCACCUUUUCACCAUUCUGUUCGAUAUUAAUUUCACUUUCUUGUAAAAAUGGCUUUUGGCAGAGUGACUUAUGGAAAAACCACCCCUGUUUAAAAGCUUCCGAAUCAAUUUAAAUAGGCAAAAGAAAUCACAGUUCUGAAUUGAGGAAUUAAGGUUUUCAAUAAAAGAAUUAUUGAUCGCGAAAUUCGAUACUGAGGGGGUCAAUUCACCACAUAUGGCCACUUUGGCUCCGCUUUUGGCCAUAUACAGCGCUUCUAGAAAAUCAACGCAUAAUGAAAAUCUAUUUUAUUUUGAAAUUUUGAGAUUUUCUCACUGUUUUAGAUGGUUAAAGAUAGGGGGGUGACAUUAGCUCUGAAAAAUGCGACCGAUUUUAGUGUAAUUUUUCCUGUUUUCGUACACAUUUCACGAAAUAUCUCCAAAACUACGUAGGUUGCCAAUUUGGGGUUUUCGGUUGCCUCUUCGUUAUUAAAUUGGCUUUUAUUUUGUAUUAGUAUUUUUUGCAAAUUCAUUUUAAAAUGACAGGAAACAGCUAAUAAAGUAAAAAGUUUUUUCGGCUCGCCAGAAACAUAUGUUAGGACUAUGUGUUGUCAUGCCCCUGGUUAAAGAGAAAAAGAAAACUACGAAGAUAUACAGGAUUUUACAUUCGAGAAUACUUCUUCGUUGUUUUUUUUUCCUUUUGCCAUCUGAAACUGUUAGAAAAUUUCAGUGUUCCAAAUUAAACAUGAUUCCAAAUUACCCCAUCUUCCCCUAGAGGAAAGUAGUCAGCCUUUGAAUGUACCAACCUUUGAAUAUUUCAAUUCUUCCCUAAUAUCCCAAAGCAAAAAUUGUAUUCUAUUAAUCUUAGUUACUGUGAUAACUAAAGUUAAUAAAUACUCUGAAGAAAACAAGUUUGGAGUUGUUGUUCUUUAAAUUUUAAUAAAAUAAAACUCGACUUUUUCAAUAUAGAGUAAGUGUGCCAAAUUUCGGCCAGCUUGCAAUUUCGACCACCUUUUUUGUUCCUCGAAUUUCCAUGAACUUUUAGAUUUUACGUAAUCUAGAGAUUAUACAAUGCAAAAGAAUAACAAAACCUGUAGCUUCGACAAACGAGAUGACAUGAAAAAGAUAUUGAAAGAAUUCCCGAAGGGCAAGGAACUAUGAGAAUGAAGGUGGCCGAAUUAAGGUACCAAAGCUAUGUCUAUAUUUUUAUUCAUUUUAAAAUGUAUUAAGAAUGAUUUUAGAGUAAAUAAAGAUGGUAAACUCUUUACAAGGUUCCAAGCAACACUCUUUCAGAAGAAAGAAUAAAAAAAAUCAAUUUGUAUUUAAAAUAUUACAAAUCAAACUUGAGACUUUGACGCUUGCCUAUGCCGAAAUUUGGCACACUUAACAUAUUUUUCAUUACACUUUUAGUAAAAUCCUAUUAGCGAAUUUUAACAAAGAUUGACUAAUAUAAUUUUGUUUGCUUCUAACUAUUUUUUUGUUAUUUAAAUUUCAAAUUGUCAAGUGGUUAAAAAUGUAUUUUAUUUUUAAUUUUGUAUUUAAAUAUUCUACUUUUUCAAGGCAAAAAGAAACAAAUGAGCAACAAAAAAUAAAUUUUGAACAGAAAAAAUUAUAAUACGGUUGCAAAAAUUAAAUUUAGUUUAAAUAAUUAAUAUUGGCUGGUAAAAAUAUAAUUUUUUAAUAAAACGGUUUUAUUUUGCAUAGGGUAAGAUGGGGUAAUUUGGAAUGAUGACUAUUUUGGAAUUUUGAGAUUUUCUCGCUGUUUCAUAUGGUCAAAAAGAAAAAGACAACCUCGAAGAAGUACAAGACUUUACAUUCAAGAGUACUUCUUUGUUUUUUUUCCUUUUACUGUCUAAAACUGUUAGGAAGCUCAAAGUUCCCAAUUAAACGUGAUUCAUCCGGGCAAAAUCAAGCCAUAUUAACGAGAAAAUUCAUAUAGAGGAGACUGGGGCAAACCUUGUCAAAACGAAUAUUUAAUUCUCUCACGAGCUCUGAGAAAACUUAAACGUUUUAUAAUGUGCAUAUUCUUAUCGGAAAUUUACUGCUCUACAACAUUGCAGAGGACUAUUUUCGUCUAUCUCGAAAGAAAUGUGAUUUUCGAAUCAUUUUCUAAUGGCUCCGGCACACCUUUUAGAUCAGGAAAAUUUCAUGAAGUCGAAAUUGGAAACCCUUUCUUAAUAUACCUAGUCUUGUAGAGUUUUCAAAAUUCUUUUAAUAUGCUUACAGCGCUCUUGGUUCCGUCUCUGUGACUACUAAAAGUAAAGUGACACAUUCUGAAUGAGCUUAAGAGCUUCUAUAAAUAAUUUCAAUACAAAAUUCUCAUUUAAGUCUUUUAAAGGUGAAAUGAAAGACUUUUGUGAAAGGCUUGCUUCUAUAAGACACCUGUUUAAUUGCUUGGAUAUUGUAAAGUAAUUGAACGAGCAUAAUCAUACAUUUCUAAACCUGAGAACGAAAAAAAUCUUCAUUUGAAAUAUUCAACGAAAAUGAGACUAAUACCGGUUUCAGAUCCUGAAAGCCACAAAAAUCUAAAUAACAAACAUUUUUGUUGUUUUCUCGAAAUCUAAUGGAUAAUUUGCCCUUAAUAUCCAAUCCGGAGCAACAAUUUCCUCAAAAGUCUUGCCCAAUAAGAAAUUAGAGGAUUUAAGCCAUACGGCUAAGCCUUAGGUCUGAAGCCCGUAUAAAGAAAGUAUUUAUUCAACAGGGAAGUAGGGUAGCUUUGAAAUUUAGCUUUCCCUUCUUAUUUUUAAGUGGAUUUUGGAUAUCAAGAUGUACUUUAAGCUUACUAAUGGCUUGUAGAGAAAGACCAGUUUCAUUUAAACGGGAAAAAUGCCCACACUGAGAAAAAAGAGGGUGCGAUUAACUUUUUUCCCCCGUAACUUUAACACUUUUUAGGUGUAAAAAUAUAUCAACAAUUUUUAAUGUUAAUUUUACACCUUUUUAAGGGUAAAAUUAACAUGAAAAGGGUAACUUUAACCCCCAAUACACCUAAAAAGGGUAAUAUUUACACUUAUUUAGGAUCAAUACUGCAGGAUAAAAAUAACAUUUCCAGAAUGUUAUUUUAAUUUUUUCGGAUUUCUCUCAGUGCAAUUUCAAAGCUGCCCCAAUUCAAAUUUGCCCCACUUCAAUAUUCGAUUUCAUUCACAAAUGAUUUUCACCGCUUUUAAACAAUCUUAUUCACCUCAUUGGAAACUUAAGAACGGAUUUCUUAUGCGCUGGACAUACUUACGACUUAAUCUGAGAGACGGCUUAGCGUAGUUAUGACCAAAAUAAUGAUUGGAUUACAUUUCCAUUAGUUUCUGCCUAAUCCCUCUUUUGGAAUAAGUCGACAAACGGCUGUUAGUGGGAAACUGAUGGAAAUUUAGUUAAGGGAAACUGGGGCACCACCAAACACGGGGUACCAUCAAACACUGCGAUUUUUUAUCAAAUAUUCGACUUCUAAGGACAAGACCUAUAGGAAUUUAUAGGCACUAUAGGGACGCUUGUCUACUGAAGAAAUGUUUGAGAUAGUCCAAGUAGUUAAGAAAUAAAAAUUAGUGUUUGGUGCUACCCCUUGUUUGGUGGUGCCCCAGUUUCCCCUAAAUCAUUAAUUUAAUUAUAAUUACGUUAAGCCGUCUCUGGACUUAAAUCUUAAAAGUGUCUAGGACAUUAUAAUCAGAACUGUGUAAAGGAUGUGAAGUAAUUGCCUAUCUCGGGAAGUGAAGCUUAUUUGACAAAGCCGUUUAUCUAGUCAAGAAAUAUCCUUAAGGUAAUUUUUUUUUUUGGAAAAUAGAAUCGUUAUUGUGUAAGUAUCGAAUGGUGGUUAGAAAAGCCUACAACAGACAUUUGAAAUUCCACCAAAAAAAAAGAGAAGAAUCGUAAGAAAACGUUGGUAAAAUAUUGCAGAAGAGGAAGAAAUAACUCGUAGGUUAAAUUUAUGUGAUACAUAAAAUGAACAAAAAGAAAAGUACUAUAUAAUAUCGAAUCAAAGUCCAACUUUAAAUGUAAAGAGAUGAAAAUUAUUAAUUGUUGAAUUUGUAAAUUUAUGUAAUAUUCGUAUAGAAGAUAUCUUUCGCGUGUUACAACAAGAUCCUUCCUCAAAAUUUUCUCUAUAUCCAUCUCAUUGUGUUUUCAUCGAACUCUACAAAUUGAGGGAUUUUUUUUCAUUAGCCAAGUGAAUCCAAGUCACAAAACACAUUUUCCUCCUAAUCUUCAGGAAAUAAGAAAAAAAUAAAUAUAAUUGCAAUGUUAGGAAAGAGGAGAGAAACGUAAAAAAAUGAACCACCUAAAGUAAUUUUUAGUAACCUCUAAAAUCAUUUAAAAAAAACUCUUUCUGAUAGUAAAUCUUCAUAAUUAUUGUUAAGAAUGAAAGUCUUCCGUUCCAUUUUUUCUGAGCUAUUUAAUAAUUGACUUUUUCUGGUGUUUUUAGUUUAGUAUUCUACACACGUUCUUUGACUUUCAUAUCCUUCCUAUCCAAUUCUGACUCUAAAACGUGACAUAUUUGCAAGAAAUACUACUCAAAAUAGGUAAAAAAAAAUUCUAUUCUAUGUAUACUACAGACCUCUCUAACAAAUUCCCACAUAAUUAUUAUUAUCAAAGAGAAAAAGAACUCUAACAAAAAAAAGUCCAAAUAAAUUUCUUUCCUAAAUAGAGGAUGCGCAAGAAAAACAUAAAGAAAAAUUGUACUAAAUAAAAGAGACAAGAUAAUAAUAUUGUGAAUGUUUACAAUGUUUCCGUUACUUAAUGUUUCUUAUAGUGAAUAAAGAGUAUAUUUAAAAAUUGAAAAAAAAAUACUAUGAAAGACAUUCUACUAAUCACUUCUAAUGUAUUUGUAAUAUUAAAAAAUAACAAAAGAAAUAUGAAAAAUCAGCUUCUAAGGCUAUUCACCCUCAAUAUGUUGACCUAUAUAUUUUUCAAAAUGAUCCUUCUGCUCUUUCUGCAUCAAAUGUAGUGUUAAUAGUACAAAAAAAACAAAGAAAUUAAACAUUUUUCAUCUUCUUCAUUGUAUUACAUGAAAAUCCUAUUUUUGUUCUGUUAUGGUCAUCUUGUGACACAAAAAAAAAACAUUAAUAAAAGCUUCCAGAAUUUUCUUCUAUUUAAAAAAAAACUACAUAAAAUUAGGCUAGAAAAACAAGUGAAAAAGUUAGACAUAAAAAAAAGAUUUAAUUUCCUAAGAGAAAUCAAUAAGAAAUAGCUUGAAAUAAUUUAUUUAUAUUUAAGUAUGAAAUAAUUAUAUUUUGUAUAAGAAAAGCAAACAAGAUAUUUUGAAAGAAAGUUGAUGAAAAUGAGAUGAAACCUUUUUUCUAGAACAACAUUUCAAAAAAAAAUGAAAAAUAAAAGUUAAAAGAAAAUAUUAAUGCCUAGUGCAGGAAAUUAUGGCAUUAAUCGUAAAAUGAGCCUUAAAUAUGUAGGAAAAGGUCAUAAAAAACUUAGUCAUAUAAACGGAAAAUCCUAUAAUGAAGUUACAAUUAAAAGAAGUAAUUGUAGAAAAAAUAUCAUUGCAUUGAAUAAUUUAAUUUAUAUUUUUGAAAAUCCGAAAAAUAUUUAUCCAAAAAAUCUUCAAUGUCCCUUUUUAAUUUAAUCUUCUAUCAUCUCGAAAGACGUUCUCCUAUCAAACUAAAUAUUAAUAAUGAACUUUGAUGUCAGCUUUUCAGAUUUAUUAUUCUAACUUUUAAGAACAUAUUUCCAAAAUGGUCCAAGACCUUAAAAAAAAAACCAACCAAUUUUCUUCAAAAUAAAAAUACUUUUAAACAAACUCAAGAACAACUUCACCUUUUUACAAAAUAAAACAAAAAAAAAACCUAAGAAGAGACCGUAAAACACACCAGAGAUAAAAAAAAAGUUGACUGAUUUUUAAGAGAAACAAAUAUUUUACUAAUUUGUGAAAAGAAUUAAAUAAAAAAAAAAGAUGCGUCAUAUGAUGAGAUGAAAAACUUUGAAGUAAAACAACACGCGCAAAUUUUGUUAAAGAAUAAGCGUUAAUUAUUAGAUGAAAAUAGAAAAAAAAGAUUAACAACAAAAAAAUAUCAAUGACAAUUUUCAACGGAACCAAUUAUGUAUAUUUAAUUUUCUUUACAUUUUCUAUCGAAUCUUCGAAGAAAUUUAAUAUUAUAAAUCGAGAAAAAAAAUUGAAGGGAAUAGAAAUUUGAAUUUAAUCAUUACUGGCGACCAAUUUAAAAGAUAUUAAUAGUGGUUUUAAUAAACAAAAGAAAUAAAUGAUUUUAUAUACAGUAAAAUAUGAACAUCAAUAGAGAAAGAAGUUUGUUUUUUGACAAUUCAAAUUUGUUAUAAACUGCCACAAAAUCAAUCAUAUUUUUUUUUAAUUUAAUAUAUUUUGUAUUAGGAAUAAAUUCAACGAUGUGCAAGACAUUCAAAGUAAAAUUUGGGCAACAAAUCUGCGAAAUUUACUAAAAAUUUCAGAUAGUGAGACUCAAGAAGCAAAAAACACUGAAAAAAAUAAAAUAUAACAGGAUCCAAUAAUAUCUAUGACGAAAAACUCGUUAAUAUUAAUAUAAUUACUUUAUAAUGAAUUGUUAUUAUAAAUGUAAUUGAGUAAAAAUAGCUGUGUAUCGAUGAAUUUAACGUGGAAGCUAAAAAAAAAGAAUAGGAAUUUAUACAAAUAAACAAUCCAACAGCAUAAAUGUUUAUUUGAUAAAAAAAACAAAGAAUUUAUUUCAAUUUCUGUUAAUUUGAAUAUAUUUUUAAAUUUGUAAUAAUUUAAUAAUGAUCAAAGUCUAUAACUUUUAUCUGUUCAAUCAGAAAAUCAGUGGUGAGCUGAAAGUAAUCUAAGGAUUACUCUAAAAAGUAUGAAAAUUAUGAUGGAAAUGAAAAUAUUAAUAUCCUAAUAUUAAACAGAAAUCUUGAUUGUUGAUGUUUUCCCAUAAAAGAAAUAAAUAAAAUAAUUAAAUACCAAAAAAAA